AUGAUGGUGAAGGGGGUGUGCGGUAAAGGAGCUAAAAAAUGGAAGAUUGAAGAGGUAGUCGUGGUGGUGGUGGGAUUUGAGAGCUUUUUGGGGAGGAAGGGAUUAGUAAAUUACGGUAUUACCCCAAUACAACAUCACAUGAACUUCUCUCUUUCUCGUUUUGUUGUCACUUCACCCCUCUUGGCGCUCAACCCAGAAUUGUCAAAUGGCCAUAAGGAUUUCAACCAGAACCACAGUUACCCGCUUCACAGAGAUAUUUACCGCCAAGAGAAACCCAACUUUCUCAAACCAAAGUUCCCAAUCCUUUUCAACAAACCCAAUAAAACCCAGAUUUUCACAGCAAUCUCAAUACAGGAAACAGAUUUCCCUCGCCACUCUGCUCCAAAGGAAUUAGAGAAGUCUUUGGUUAUACUGUUAUCCUUCAAAAUACCCCAGAAUUCCCUUGUUUCUUUGAUAUGUGACUGUCCUGGGGUUUUGGACUUUCAGUUCCUCAAGAAAUGGGAAAUGGGCUUCUCAAAUUUUGUGCUUUUGAGUUCUUCCCCAUUGAUGAUUAAGAGUGUUUUGGAACAAUCUAAGAGAUUUCAGAUAGACCCAGAUGGUUUUUUUAAGAGUGUGGAGGUUUUGAGGGGUUUAGGUUUUAUUGAUGGCACCGUUAGUAAGGUUUUAGAGGGCUUCCCAGGAGUGAUUUUGAUGAAUGGGAAGGAGAUUCAAAGGAGACUCGAAUUCUUGGCCGGAAUCGGAAUUCCAAGGGAUGGAAUUGAUAGGGUUCUUCGUUCUUUUCCAGGGUAUAUAGGAUUUGGGGUUGAAGAUAGGCUGAAGCCAUUGCUUUAUGAGUUUAAAGAUUUCGGCUUUAGUGUGGAUUUGAUUAGCAGAGAGAUUAUUAAAGAGCCAAGAAUCCUUAGCAUGGAGUUGGGUGAAUUCUCGCAGUGUUUGGAAUUCUUGAGGACUUUGAAAUGUAGGGUACCAAUCAAGGAGAAGAUUUUCAGUGAGGGAGAAUUUAGAGCUGGGUUUGAAGUGAAACUGAGAGUCGACUGCUUGUGCAGAUAUGGGUUGAUUCGUAGAGAGGCUUUUGAGGUGUUGUGGAAGGAACCAAGGUCAAUUAUAUAUAAGGUGGGGGAGAUUGAGAGAAAGAUAGAGUUUUUAAUACAUAGGAUGAAAUUCAAUAGUCGUUGUUUGGUUGAAGUUCCAGAGUAUUUGGGUGUGAAUUUUGAGAAGCAAAUAAUUCCUCGGCACAAUGUGAUAGAGUAUUUGAGAUCAAAAGGGGGGCUUGGUUAUGAGGUGGGGUUAAAGGGUCUGGUCAAGCCUAGCAGGCUUAGAUUCUAUAAUCUGUAUGUCAAGCCAUAUCCGGAUUGUGCAAAAAUGUUUGGGAGAUUUUCAGGAGAUGUUAAAGUUCAAAGCCGGCAUCCUGUUGGACUAUGGAAACUUUUCAAGCCACAAAGAUAUCCAGAAUCCAAAGAAGAUGUGAAGAACACAAAGUUAUUUAUGGAAUCUCUGGGUUAG
Messenger RNA from Prunus armeniaca (apricot), 1500 nucleotides. NCBI's taxonomy places the organism in Eukaryota, Viridiplantae, Streptophyta, Magnoliopsida, Rosales, Rosaceae. The record is from the annotation of a GenBank genome assembly.